AGAAUACACGACAAAUUCUUCGAAGAGUUACUUGAAGAUCCCAGACGUCAGACUGGAAGAUGAAGGGCUUUACAAGUGUGAAGCCACAUAUAUGGCUGUGAAUCGAGAGUGCAACAAUGUUCAGCAUAUCACUCUCAACGUCACUGUGCAACCCCCGUUCGUACGUGUCAUCGACGAGAACACGAAGAACACGUUAAGCACCGGUGCCACUUUAGGACCUAUAAACGAAGGUUCGACGAUUUCCUUGUACUGCGAGAGCGGCGAAGGGAAACCUGUGCCUACGGUCGAGUGGUUUAAAGACGACCAGCCACUAGAAGCAACCAGCUCAACAACGAUCAGCGACAACGGGAUUGGAAACAGCAGCAGUUUGUUGCAGAUGCAAAUCACACGCGACGAGCUGGAUGCAACUUUCACGUGUAAAGUCAACAGCAUAGCGCUCGUCGAGCCCCUCACCGUCGACGUCAAGCUGGAUGUACACGUCCGUCCACUGAAGAUGGAUCUAAACGGGGUAGUAGGUCACGUGGUGCAAGGAACGAAAAUUCUCCUACAAUGUACCGUCAGAGCAGCCAGGCCAGCAGCAAAUGUCACCUGGCAAAAUGGCACCGAGUACUUGAACGAGAGCAACGACAGAUUCGAGAUGUUCGAGACGAAAGUGCAAGAGAACGAGGACGGCACGUCAGAAACCAUAAGUUACCUAGCCUUUACGGCCACAGAAUACGACAAUGGAAGAACGUUCAAGUGUUACGCCGAAAACUCGGUCACGCGUUCCGAGGAUCUGAAACCCAUGAAAGAGUCAACCACGAUCGAAGUUUUAUAUCCGCCUAUAGUAACGAUGCAACCGGAAAAUGUUACUGUCAACGAAACCGAAGAUUUUAUAAUAUUUUGUGAUUACGAGGCCAACCCAGCAAGCUUGACAAAAGUAAUAUGGUACCGGGACGACGAAGAGUUAGUUUUAACCGACGACCACUACGAAGGUGGAAUCACAGAACAAACAGCCCUUACCGUGAAAAAUGCGACACCUAGUGACAUGGGCUCUUACAGGUGCACUCUAUACAAUAAUGUUGGUUCAUCCGUUUCGGAGGACACCGUUCAAGUCUCCGUAUUCUACAAACCGGUAGUCGUAGUGGUAAUGGAUCCGGAAACACCGGUGAACGAAGCGGACCGCUUGAACGUUUCUCUGACUUGCGAAGUUGUUUCUGGAAAUCCAGCAAGCCUGACCGCCGUCCGAUGGUACUUGGACGGGGACCUGCUGAAAGAACUUCCGGAUUGCACGAGAAAUAGCACCGCGACCACCACAACCACCGAGGAAUCUUUAAUUUUCUGCGAUAUCGAUCCGAGCAAGCUGCUGCUGGAAGCGGUGGGUCGUUCCUUUCAUGGGAAUUACUCUUGCGAGGGCAGGAACGAUGCUGGUUGGGGGCCACUUUCAAUGAGUGCACCUGUCGUAGUCCAUUACAAACCUGGCCAAGCUUCGAUCUCGUACGAGCCCCCGCAGGUAAUAAAGAAGCGGCCAUUGACCAUCACGUGCUUCGUGCUGGACCCAGGACGACCAAAGGUAGUUGGUUACAAAUGGUUCCGAGGCCUUCACAGACUUCCGGAUGAAAACGAUGCUACCCUUACCAUAGAGUCCGUUAAUUUGGAAACUGAAGCGAACUUUACUUGUCUGGCUUACAACGAGGCCGGCGACGGGGACCCAGCCACCACGUUUAUCGACGUGUCUGCUGCGCCUGCGUUUAUCAAGAAGUUGCUGCCUUAUCACGGCUACGUGUACAAUUCGCCGAACGUUAGCAUCAUGUGUUGGGUCGAAUGCGCGCCCAUCUGCAAUAUUUCCUGGCUGAAGGGCGGUGUACUCAUGGAUUUCUCGAAAACGAAUCGAUAUUAUCUAUCGAACGUAAUUCAUCCGCCCGAUCCACGAACGAACGACUUCGAGAGCAUCCAAUCGACCCUGGUGUGGAAUCUGACUGCUUGGCCAGCUGGUCAACUGGACCGGGUCGAAGACAACGUGCAAUUCACUUGCGAGAGCAGCAGUAACGGAAUAGGACCUGGGGUCAAGAGCAGCACGCAUUUCCACGUGGAAUUCCCACCAGAGAACAUGACGAUCUCGAAGAGCAUGAUAAACGUCACCGUGGACACGAUACCGGAAAUGGUGACCUGCAACGCGAAAGCGCAUCCGGAAGCCACAUUUCGCUGGUUUCGAGAGGGUUCGACGGAUACCAUCAUCGAAGGUCGUGUCCUCGAUCUGAAAAUACGUGUGCCGAAACGCAGCAACGGAACGUACUACUGCGAGGCAUGGAAUCGCCAUGGAAGACGAAACAUUUCCAUGAUCAUGAAUGUUCAAUUUAAGCCCGAGUGUCACGUGGAAAAGGAACGAAUAGACGGUGUGGAUUACGUGGUGUGCUCUGCGGUAGCGAACCCGAAGGAGACCGAUUUUGUUUGGUCUUUGAAGAGUGACAAUGACACUUUGGAACAAGUUGCCGAACCUCGAAACGGAAAAAGCUACAUCCGUAUCGAUACUUCUGUAACCAAUUUCCGGACGUACGUCUGCGUCGCGAACAACUCCAUCGGCCAAUCGAAUCCUUGCGAGGGCAAUGUACCAGGUCAUAUACCAUGGUGGCAUGAAUUGGAAGGAAAUCUUCUUCUGAUUGUUAUCGUUGCUGCAGUGGUUCUCAUACUUGUGAUAAUAAUCAUCUGCGUGGCUAUCUUCAUCAUCUGUCGACGCAAACGCAACCAGAUGAAAUACAGUAAUCGGGUGGUCGAGCUGGAGGAACGCGAACAUCCAGACGGUGGACCCCCAAGUCCCACGGUGUCCUCUCAUUCGACUCAGACCACGGUGCAGCCAACGCCUGCACCCAGAUGGCCCCUAAAGCCCGGUGUGCUGGUUCACAUCAAUAGAAGCCACAGUCUACGAUCCGGUCUGAGUGUUCGAACUAACGAGACACUGCGAAACGAACUGAUGGCCCGGCAAAACGACGAGCCGAUGGCCGAUCGGUUCUUAAUGGAGACCACGAUCACCAAAGUGCCCGGCAAAGUGUUCCGGCGAAGGAAGGAAAACUCGCAGAGGAGCCUAACUGUGUCCAGUCUGCAUGACGAGGGUAUGCUUGCCAGAGCUAAUAAAAUUAAGGCCAUGUUUGGAGUGCAACUUAAAGAGCAGUCUACUUUGCCCGGUAUUUCCAGGGAAAAGACAGCUGUGACUUACAAAAGAAUAACGCCACGCCAGCGAAUACUGCAUGCGGAAUCGUCGUGCGAACUGAACCGAGCCAACGUCUCCCGUAAGAGAAAAAAACCAGGCGCAGAUCCCAAUCAAGCUGCGAAUAACAAUCACGUGAACAGCGUGUCGGAAGGUCUUCCCGAGUCCGGGGCGAAGACGUUUUACGAGAACCUGCCGUUCCACGGAAUUCAAGCGCCGCCUAACAAGACACUAGUUUUAAUUUUGCCCGGCCGACUCGCAGCCCAAUGGUUCGGCACCAACGAACUGUCCACGGCAACCUCCUUAGGUAUUUUCGGUAAUCAGCUCGGAAUAGCUUUAAGUUUCCUGCUAACUCCGAUGGUUGUCAAAAAUCGCGCAAACGUGGAGGACAUUGGUGACGAUUUGUCGCGUCUCUUCUGGACCGUAGCGAUUAUCAUCACGGUUAUGUUUCUUCUAGUUGUAAUACUGUUCGAAGAAAACCCGAAACUGCCACCGAGCAAAACCCGAGCUAUGCAACAGUUGAAUCAAAUGGAAAUGGACGAAGGUUUCAUAGAACCCGUUAAAAGAUUAUGUAAAAACAAAUCCUACUUGUUACUCUGCAACUCGUACGGUCUGAGCAUAGGUGUAUUGAACGUGGUAGGAACGCUGUUGAAUCAAAUGUAUCUCGCACGUUUUGAGAAUGGAGAAGAAGACGCAGGUAGAAUCGGUUUGGUUAUGACCAUAACAGGGAUGAUAGGUUCAGUCAGUUUUGGAGUGCUUCUCGAUAAAACGCAUAAGUUCAAGCAAACGACCGUGAUCGUGUAUUUUCUCUCUCUAUGCGGCCAAAUAUGCUUCUCUAUAUUCACUUGUCUCGAAAUGAAAUGGAUGGUGUAUCUGUCGGCCUUUCUCCUAGGGUUCUCCAUGGUGGGUUACGUGACCAUUGGUUACGAAAUGAGCGCGGAGUACACGUACCCCGAGUCCGAGGGAAUAACGGCGGGAAUUUUGAACGUGGCCAAUAACGUUUACGGCAUUGUGUUCGUUUUGAUAAUGGGUCGAGUAUUAGAAGUAUACGGGGAUAUUCCAGUGCACGUUGGACUCUGUAUAGCGUUAGCAGUUGGUCUGAUCACUACAGUGUUUACGAAAGACGAGCACAGACGUCAGGAUGCCAAAAAUGCUCAGUACACGCAAGUUAGUCAGAAGGAAAAGAACGAUUGCAAUGGCCUGGAGAAAAAUUGAAUAUUCGGAAGGAAUUGAAUAUUGUUUGAAGUAUGAACUAUUUUUGAAGAUCUUGAAUACGUGUCUCUUUUUUUAUA
Megachile rotundata (alfalfa leafcutting bee) is the source of this 4476-nucleotide messenger RNA. RefSeq names its product neuromusculin (gene nrm). The record is from RefSeq and is a predicted model, not a curated record. Gene Ontology annotation, molecular function: transmembrane transporter activity. NCBI's taxonomy places the organism in Eukaryota, Metazoa, Arthropoda, Insecta, Hymenoptera, Megachilidae. Gene Ontology annotation, biological process: transmembrane transport.